AUGAUAUAUUGUCUUCCUUAUCCUAAGCUGUUGUCUGUGGCUGAGAAGCAUGGGCUGACCUUAGAGCGGAGACUUGAGAUGACCGGUGUGUGUGCCAACCAGAUGGCACUGACUCUCCUUGGAAGACCCAACAGGUUGAAUCCUAAGAAUGUCCACCAGAGGCCUACAGUAGCCCUGCUGUGUGGGCCCCAUGUGAAAGGGGCUCAGGGUAUCAGUUGUGGGAGGCACCUAGCCAACCAGAAUGUGCAAGUCAUCCUUUUCCUGCCCAACUUUGUCAAGAUGCUGGAGUCUAUCACCAAUGAACUGUCUCUCUUCAGCAAGACCCAAGGUCAACAAAUGUCUAGCCUAAGAGAUCUCCCUACUAGCCCUGUGGACCUGGUUAUCAACUGCCUGGAUUGCCCGGAGAACGCCUUCUUGCGGGAUCAGCCCUGGUACAAGGCAGCUGUGGCUUGGGCUAACCAGAACCGGGCACCAGUGCUCAGCAUAGACCCUCCUGUGCAUGAAGUUGAGCAGGGCACCGAUGCCAAAUGGUCCUUGGCACUGGGCCUGCCUCUGCCACUAGGGGAGCAUGCAGGCCAAGUCUAUUUGUGUGACAUUGGCAUUCCCCAUCAGGUCUUCCAGGAGGUUGGCAUCAACUACCAUUCACCCUUUGGCUGCAAGUUUGUCAUUCCCCUGCACUCUGCCUAAGGGGCUUCAGGCAGCUGGACCCUGUAUUCCCCUGCACUACUCCUGCUGCCAAACCCGACAUAAGGAUGUGAAGCUUUGUGGACCUUGUAGAUUACCUUUUGGAUUUGUUUCUUCUGUGAGAGGACAAAACAUACUUAAAACUUGUCUGCUACCCUUUCCUUAAUCAGGGAAGGCUUUCCCACUGGCAUGCAUGUCAGGGGUAGACCAGUGGCUCCAAGCAUCUUUCUAUCGUACCAUGUCUCCAUUCAAGUGGGGCUUUAUUUACAGACAUAGGCAGCUCUAAGACUGUUUAAGGUUUACAGCCACCGGG
Messenger RNA from Mesocricetus auratus (golden hamster), 997 nucleotides. Its product is annotated as enhancer of mRNA-decapping protein 3-like. Gene Ontology annotation, cellular component: P-body. The transcript has a single exon. Gene Ontology annotation, molecular function: mRNA binding. The coding region runs from base 1 to 687 and encodes 228 amino acids. Gene Ontology annotation, biological process: P-body assembly; deadenylation-independent decapping of nuclear-transcribed mRNA. The record is from RefSeq and is a predicted model, not a curated record. NCBI's taxonomy places the organism in Eukaryota, Metazoa, Chordata, Mammalia, Rodentia, Cricetidae.